Messenger RNA from Medicago truncatula (barrel medic), 1062 nucleotides. RefSeq names its product ubiquitin-like-specific protease ESD4. Gene Ontology annotation, cellular component: nucleus. Gene Ontology annotation, molecular function: deSUMOylase activity. The transcript is spliced from 9 exons. The coding region runs from base 1 to 879 and encodes 292 amino acids. The record is from RefSeq and is a predicted model, not a curated record. Gene Ontology annotation, biological process: protein desumoylation; proteolysis. NCBI's taxonomy places the organism in Eukaryota, Viridiplantae, Streptophyta, Magnoliopsida, Fabales, Fabaceae.
AUGGAUUCAAACAGAGGAAAAGAAAUAUCAGAAGAUUGGAAUCCAACAUGUGAAUAUGAGUGGCUGUCUUCGGUAUUUAAACCAGUGAAGGCAAUGACUUUGAACUCUGACGAAUGUGAUAUGGCAUCUUAUUUGUUUGGCCGUUCAACUGAUGAGUUAGUCUUGAUUGUCUCAGACAUACCAUACUGUGAAGGAACAAGAGAGGUUCUACAGUGUCUGAAGCCUAGAGAAAUGCUUGACCAAGACGUAAUAAAUCUAGCUGUGUGUAUGUUGACUUAUCAAGCAAAGAAUGAAAUGACAAAAAGAGGAAUUUGGUUUUUGCCGACCAUUUUCUCGCAAUAUGUGCUGGCAUGGAAGGCACAAACACAGGACAUGUUGAAAAAAUACCAUAACAAGUUUAUGGGGACCUUCGAUAAGAUUUCAAAGAUAUUUUUACCAGUGCAUGAUUCUGAAUGCUCACAUUGGUUCCUGCUUGUGAUCGACUUUGACAAAAAGGAGUUAAUUUAUCUUGACUCACUUCCAAGUCAUUCAGCCCGUGCUGACAGGAUGCGAAGCAUUAAGAAACUGGCUUUGUAUAUGGAAGAGUUCCUCAUGGACUCCUCUUUUUAUAUGACUUGGACAAGAAAUAAAUCGAACAUAUCCGAAUUUAGCCUAGUCACUCCGAAUAAUUUGGGAAUGCAAGCAACUAACUCGAAUGAUUGUGGAAUAUGGGUCAUAAAGUGGAUGAUUGAAAAAGGCACAAAUGAGUAUCAGAUUUAUGUAGAUGAAGGUACAAGACUCAGGAUAGCAUUGGAUUUGAUAUUGGAUCCUUCAAACUUAUUGAAUGAGACAACUUUGGCCGUUGCAAAACAGUCAAGGAGGGUCGAACAAAUCAACUGAGUCACUUGUAGUUGUUGAAUUCAACUUUAUUUGUUUUUUUAGUGUGGUACUAGGAUUUUAUUUGUUUUCUACAACUCUGUAUAGUUGACUAGUUUCUAUUUCGACUUUGCUUUCGUCUUAUUUUUGACAGCUUAUUAAUGUCAAAUCUCCUUUUUUUAUUAUUAAGUAAUUCGUUGGUUCUGA